Messenger RNA from Achroia grisella, 1377 nucleotides. RefSeq lists its product as uncharacterized. The coding region runs from base 55 to 1296 and encodes 413 amino acids. The record is from RefSeq and is a predicted model, not a curated record. NCBI's taxonomy places the organism in Eukaryota, Metazoa, Arthropoda, Insecta, Lepidoptera, Pyralidae. Gene Ontology annotation, cellular component: axoneme; ciliary basal body. Gene Ontology annotation, biological process: cilium assembly. The transcript has a single exon.
UGGCGUUUUUUGUAGUGUUUAUUUUUUAUAUUUUGAUGAUAUACACAAGCAAUCAUGUCCCAAUCGCAGUCACAUGCACACAGAAGCAGCAUCAGCCAGCAUUCCAGAUCUGUGAGUCACUUUAUUAAUGACGCUGAUGAAUUAACUGAUGUAGAAUUAAUACGACAAGUCAACGAUUUGAAACACCAAGUCAAAAUAUUGACAUUGGAGAAUGAAAUAUUCGAAAGGACUAUUAUAAGGCUGGAACCAGCGUUGAUGCAUGGAAUCCAACAGGCUUUAGACUACGCCAACAAACUGCAGAGUAAUUCUUCAUUAACCGUUGGGAGUUUCGUCAAGUCGCAGACUUCUAGGAUCGGAGUGUUGGAAUCGCUUAUGAGUCCAUCGAGAAUGCUAACGAGUCCAUCGAGGGUUUCUACGAGACGUGUCGAUUCUUCGGGAAAAUUAGGCGGCACUGUCAUAUUCGGAACGGGUCCAAGAAUCAACGUGUUAGAACGAUCCGAACUCGUGUCAGCCGAAAUGGAGAUUCUUAUAAGCAAUUUAGAAAGAGCAAGAUAUAAGGCCUCUAAACAACAUGCGCUGUUGAAAGCGCAGCUAGAAGAAAUAGGUGUGAGAGUGAACGAUAUAGAAAAGGCUAGUGGGUCUUUUAAUGCGCAAGUUUUAAUUGAAGGUUGGGACAAAAUAGCGCAAAGGAUUCCAGCUGAAAUAUGGAUAAGGUUUAUGACGGAGUGGAUGAAAAUAGCUGACAGUCAAAUAGGCAAAUUGAGACUUAGGACCAGUACAUUGAAUACACAAUUCAGCAAAUUGAAAGGACAGAUAAAAAUAAAAGCGGAAUUGAGCGAGAGUCUCCGCGCGAUUGACUUUGAUAAACUUAAAAUCGAGAACAACGAAUGCAUAGAGAUUAUCGAGAAGAAAUUACAACAGUUGGGUGAAUUAAAAAAGAUGACUGGAGAUGCAAAUUUGAAUUUGGCCAUUCAUAAGAAAGCAAUGAUGGAGCAAAAUACGUAUUUGACAAAUAUUAUGAAUAGUAUUAAAACUAAAGAGAAAUUGACUGCUGAAUUGGAUAAAGAAAGAGAUAGAAUACAGGUACAAGCUGACAUUUUGGAUCAGAAACUUGAAGAAGUGAAGAAAAUAAGACAAGCGUAUGAAGUACCAGAUAUAAUGGAUUACGUCUGUGUGAAGUCUGAAGUGACAGACUUGAAACAUGGUAUAAAACUUUUGGAAAAUAGACUUCAUAUACAGCAAAUAGCUUUGUCGUCGCUUAACAAAAAAUUGCAUUUAAUGUACGUGAAAACUUAACUGUAUUAUCUAUGAUUUUUAACAUUAUCUAGUUAAUUAUUACUGCAAAUUUGUUGUUCAAUGCUUGUUAUAUUGUAUACU